AUGAGUUCACCUAAAAGACGUAUUGAAAAAGAUGUAAUGGAACUAAUGAUGUCAGAUCAUGAUGUUACUCUAAUUGAUGAUUCAAUUCAACAAUUUUUUGUCAUUUUUAAAGGUCCAAUGGAUACUCCUUAUGAGGGAGGAAUUUGGAAAAUUCGCGUUGAAUUACCUGAUCAAUAUCCUAUAAAAUCUCCAUCAAUUGGUUUUACAAAUAAAAUAUAUCAUCCAAAUAUUGAUGAAGGUUCAGGAUCUGUUUGUUUAGAUGUUAUAAAUCAAACUUGGUCUCCAAUGUUUGGAUUAUUAAAUAUAUUUGAAAAUUUCUUACCGCAUUUAUUAAGAUAUGCAAAUCCAAGUGAUCCAUUAAAUACUGAAGCUUCAAAUUUAAUGACUAAAGAUGAAUCAAAAUAUAAUGAUACUGUACGUAAAUAUGUUCAACAAUAUGCUAAACAUAUACCUGAAAUAAAUGGAAAUGUAGAUGAUAAAUUGGAUGAAGAUGAAGAUGAUGAAUUAAGUGAUGUUGGUAGUUUAUCUAGUGAUGAUGAUAUAGAUGAUGAUGAAGAAGAAGAUGACGAUGACGAUGAAGAAGAUGACGAUGAAGAAGUUGCAGGUGAUUUGGAAGUUUAA
Messenger RNA from Insectozyma verbasci, 621 nucleotides. The record is from the annotation of a GenBank genome assembly. Lineage: Eukaryota; Fungi; Ascomycota; Pichiomycetes; Serinales; Debaryomycetaceae.